Molecule: messenger RNA, 3259 nt
Organism: Achroia grisella
Lineage: Eukaryota; Metazoa; Arthropoda; Insecta; Lepidoptera; Pyralidae
Exons: 5
Molecular function (GO): nucleic acid binding
Source: RefSeq, a predicted model, not a curated record
AUGGAUUUAUUAUACAAUGACUAUGAUAAAAUACAGGGGGAUAUCGAGCUGCUGAUGGAGGACUCCGCCGAGGCAUUGGCUGAUCGCGAAGCCUUUCAAAACCAAUACUUCUCCUUGGUGUCAUCGGCGCGCGAGGUGCGACGUCAGCAUAGCGAGCGAAGAGCCAGCGUGUUGGUGAGUUCCGUACAAGCUUCAGAUAAUAAUGACGCCACACAGUCGAAACAUAGUGUUGUGAAAUUACCACAGAUUAGUUUACCACAUUUUGAUGGAAGCUAUCAGCAUUGGCUCGAGUUUAGAGACACGUUUGAUUCUCUUAUACACAAGAACACAUUGUUGGAUGACAUAAGUGCUGCUGCCUUAAUUAUUAGAAGCUUGGAUUUUAAUUCUGGUAACUACAGCAUCGCCUGGGAUUUAUUGACGAAACGUUACAAUAAUAAUCGUCUUUUGGUAAAUAAUCAUGUUCAAUCGUUAUUUAAUGUCGAUCAAAUAGAAAAGGAGUCCAGUAAAGCAGUACGUCAUUUAGUCGAUAGUACUACAAAAAAUCUCAGAGCUUUAACAAUUUUAGGACAACCGACGCAGCACUGGGACACCUUAAUUAUUUAUAUAAUGGCUCACAAAUUAGAUACUAAAACUUACGUUCAUUGGGAAGAAUUUAGAAAUACGUUAUCCGAGGCACCUACAUUGUCUAAAUUUUUAACUUUUUUAAAUAACAGGGCAGACUUGUUGGAAUCAGUUGAGGACUCUGAAGCUAUUAAAAACAAGACCUCAAACAAUAAAUCAAAUAAGCAAAAAAGUUUUGCCAUAACAUCAACUGAUAAUAAUAAUAUUUCAAAUAAGGUUUCGAGCUCAAAUUGUCCAAUGUGCAAACAAAGUCAUGUUUUAUUUAAGUGUGAUAGUUUUCGAAAACUGACGUCAGAUGUUCGUAAUCAGAAGGCUAAAGAAUACAAGGUUUGUCUUAACUGUUUAAACCCGGGCCAUUCCGAACAAAAAUGCAAAUUGUGGGCUCGGUGCAAGUAUUGUAAGGCAAAACAUAAUACACUGUUACACGUAGACAAAGACAGUGAGCCGACUACCAGUAGUCAAAUAACAGAUAAUGUUACUUUAACUGCCAAAGCUAUACAGAAUACUACUUCGUCCACCGUAUUGCUUUCCACAGCGAGGGUGAAGGUGCGCGACAGCAGCGGCCGCAGCCACGUAGCGAGGGUGCUGCUGGACAACGGCAGUACCGCAAACUUUAUAACUGAGGAGCUGUGUGGUAAGCUGGGUUCACUUAAACGUAACGUAAACUCCAGAAUAACGGGUAUUAACCAGCAAACUUGUAAAAGCACACAGUCUUGUUCCUUAACCUUAGAAUCUUACUCGGGUAAAUUUAAAACAACAAUUGAUUGUUUAGUAUUACCAGAGAUAACCAAAUCAUUACCAUCGACAUUAAUUGAUAUAAGUACUAUUCCACUUCCAUCAGGCAUCUGUCUAGCUGACCCUCACUAUUAUAAACCGUCAAGCGUAGACAUUUUACUAGGUGCUGAACAGUUCUGGAAUAUUUUAGGUACUAACACAAUAAAUCUAGGCAAAUGUCAACCUAGGUUAUACGAAUCUAAAUUAGGAUGGCUUAUUUCUGGGUUUAUUGCGCAACCUAGUCCAUCCCGUGACCAACCAGUGUGUAAUUUUGUGCAGGAAAUAAAACCUGAACUCACUCGGUUUUGGGAACUAGAUUCAAUAUCAGAAAAACAUUCGUUGUCAGCCGAGGAACGUGCAUGUGAGGAACAUUUUUUACGCACUACUACUCGUGGCGAAGACGGGCGUUUUAUUGUUAAAAUGCCAUUUAAACAGUCACCAGAUGUUUUAGGUGACUCAUACCAAAUGGCGAAAGUUCGAUUUCUUUCGCUCGAACGUAGGUUUGAACGUGAUCCCUUAUUCAAAGGUAGGUAUAUCGAUUUUAUGCACGAGUACUUGCAAUUAGGGCAUAUGUCUGAAGUUAGUAACUCAAAUGAUAACAUAAGUUACUAUUUACCACAUCACGGUGUUACGCGCGAGCAAAGUACUACAACUAAAUUAAGAGUUGUCUUUGACGCGUCAGCUGUGACGACUUCAGUUACUUAUGGCACCGCUUCGGCACCAUACUUAGCGACAAAGGCACUCGUAAGUCUCGCUUCACAGGCGUCUAAUGAUGACGUAAAGCAAGCUAUACAACGGGACAUGUACGUUGAUGAUUAUUUGGGAGGCAGUGACACUGAGUCAGCAACCAUACUGUUAUGCAAGGAGGUGAGUUCGAUUUUAGCAUCAGCUCAAUUCAAAUUAAGAAAAUGGCAAUCUAAUAGCCCACAAGUGAUGAAGGCUAUGUUGUCAUCCCUUGAUCAGAAUGAUAAUAACAUUCUGGAUUUAAAUCAUGCAUCCGAGUGUGCCUAUGGGGCAUGUGUGUACGUUCGUUGCCUAAAUAAUGAUGAUACUAUAACCGUUCACCUUUUAACUUCGAAAAAUAAGGUAGCUCCCAUUAAACAUACAACCAUACCCCGUCUUGAACUGUGCGGGGCCUUGUUGGGAGCAAGACUGAGUGCAAAGGUAGUAGACUCACUAACUAUUAAAAUAAAUAAGUGUUAUUAUUGGUGUGAUUCGACGAUAGUUCUCUGUUGGUUAUCUGCAUCGCCGAAUAAAUUAAAGCCUUUUGUUCGUAACCGUGUCAGUGAGAUACAAGAAAGUACCGGGGAAAAUUCUUGGAGAUACGUGUCGUCGAAAGAGAACCCGGCCGACUUCAUAUCUCGCGGGCUGAGGGCCGAUCAAAUCGGCACCUGUAAAUUGUGGUGGUCGGGCCCAGAGUUUUUAAAAUUAGGUGAAGAUCGUUGGCCUAAAAUGCCAAAUACAGGUUCUAAUUCCGACAUACCUGAAUUUAAAGUUCAUUUAGUAGAUAACUGUCAAUCAACUCAAUCAGUUAUCAGUCGUUUGAUUAGUAAUAAAUCUAACAUAAACAAAUUAAAACGUAUUUUCGCUUAUGUACUUAGAUUUAGGUGUCAAGCGGUGCAACCAGUCAUGGGUCAGCUACCACGCACGAGGACACAGCUUGAAUUUCCGUUUUAUAAUUGUAGUGUCGACUACGCCGGACCAAUGCUGAUAGCUGACCGUAAAGGCAGAGGUGCCAGACUCAUUAAAUCCUAUAUCUGUGUGUUCGUCUGUUUGGCAGUAAAGGCUGUUCAUCUGGAGCUUGUGACGGAUCUCACCAAAGACGCCUAUCUUGCCGCGUUAAAGAGAUUCGUUGCUCGUCGGG